Molecule: messenger RNA, 360 nt
Organism: Mercenaria mercenaria
Lineage: Eukaryota; Metazoa; Mollusca; Bivalvia; Venerida; Veneridae
Product: heavy metal-binding protein HIP-like
Exons: 1
Coding region: 1-360 (119 amino acids)
Molecular function (GO): protein binding
Source: RefSeq, a predicted model, not a curated record
AUGUCAGGAUACAGUUUCCGCGUCUACUUCCGGAAUGUGAAACUGAAUCUAGGGAACGCUUACAUGCCACAUCAUGGGUUAUUUAUAGCACCUCUCAAUGGUAUAUAUCUGUUUGCUAUCACUGCAUGUUCAUCUCCAGAUAAAUUCAUUACACUUGAGCUUGCUGUCAAGAAUAGUAGUGUUGGUCUACUGUUGGCUGGAGACAAAGAUUACAGCGACUGCAACUCAAAACAAUUCAUGGUGCAACUUCAAGCCGGCGAUCAUGUUUUCACAGAAAAUGGUGGUAGUGGGAAUUUUCUUGAAGCAGCCUCGAGUUAUGGGUUUCCAUCAUUCAUGGGCGUGCUUUUACACGAUGAUUAA